Pichia kudriavzevii is the source of this 1587-nucleotide messenger RNA. RefSeq lists its product as uncharacterized. Gene Ontology annotation, cellular component: chaperonin-containing T-complex. NCBI's taxonomy places the organism in Eukaryota, Fungi, Ascomycota, Pichiomycetes, Pichiales, Pichiaceae. The transcript has a single exon. The coding region runs from base 1 to 1587 and encodes 528 amino acids. Gene Ontology annotation, molecular function: ATP binding; ATP hydrolysis activity; ATP-dependent protein folding chaperone. Gene Ontology annotation, biological process: protein folding. The record is from RefSeq and is a predicted model, not a curated record.
AUGUCAGCAGCCGUUGCACCUUCAAAUGCUACUUUUAGGAACAGAGAAAAGCCCCAGGAGGUUCGGAAGGCGAACAUUGUUGCGGCAAGAGCAGUUGCAGAUGCCAUCAGAACUUCCCUAGGUCCUAAAGGUAUGGACAAAAUGAUCAAAACUAAGUCAGGUGAAGUAAUCAUAUCCAAUGAUGGACACACUAUCUUGAAGCACAUGGCUGUUUUACAUCCAGCUGCAAAGAUGUUGGUUGAUUUAUCAGGAGCACAGGACGUUGAGGCAGGUGAUGGUACUACCUCCGUUGUUGUUGUGACUGGUGCUUUGUUGGGUGCUGCUCAAAAUUUACUUGACAAAGGUAUUCAUCCAACUAUUAUAUCAGAAGCAUUCCAAAAAGCUGCACAGAGAUCUUGUGAUAUCUUUCUUGGUAUGUCUCACAAAAUCUCGUUGGAAGACAGAGAUUCACUAAUAAAGGCUGCAAAUACUUCUCUUUCAUCCAAGAUUGUUGCACAACAUUCCAAUUUACUAGGACCAAUUGCUGUCGACGCAAUUCUAAAAGUCACUAAAAAGGACGCAAAAAAUGUUGAUUUGAAUGACAUCAGAUUGGUGAAGCAAGCUGGUGGUACAAUUGAUGAUACAGAAAUGAUCGAUGGGGUGGUUUUAACACAGACAGCCGUUAAAAAUGCAGGAGGACCUAUGAGAAUGGAAAAAGCAAAAAUUGGUUUGGUGCAAUUCCAGCUUUCUCCUCCAAAACCUGACAUGGAGAAUAAUAUUGUUGUCAACGAUUAUAGACAAAUGGAUAAAAUUUUGAAAGAGGAAAGAGCCUAUAUCUUGAAUAUCUGCAAACAAAUUAAAAAGGCAAAAUGUAAUGUUCUGUUAAUUCAAAAGUCUAUUCUAAGAGAUGCUGUAAAUGAUUUGGCACUUCAUUUCUUGUCGAAGCUAAACAUCAUGGUUGUUAAAGAUAUUGAAAGAGAUGAUGUUGAAUUUAUCUCCAAGUCAUUAGGUUGUAAACCUAUUGCAGAUAUUGCUUCGUUUACCGAAUCAAGGUUAGCUUCUGCUGACUUAAUUGAAGAAGUUGAAUCAUCUGGCUCAAAGAUCGUCAAAAUUACCGGUAUCAAAAGCGCAUAUAACCCUACAGUCUCUGUGAUAUGUAGAGGUGCAAACAACCAGAUUUUGGAUGAAGCGGAAAGAUCUUUACAUGAUGCAUUGUGUGUCAUUAGAUGUUUAGUGAAAGAAAGAGCAUUGAUUGCAGGUGGUGGUGCUGCGGAGAUUGAAGCAUCGAGGACCUUGUUGAAAGAAGCAAAUUCAUUAUCAGGUGCUGAGCAGCUAUGUUUGGCCGAGUUUGCCAAAGCAUUAGAAGUUAUUCCAACCACUUUGGCUGAAAAUGCCGGUUUAAAUCCAAUUGAAAUAGUCACAGAUUUAAGAAACAAACACGAAAAUGGUGAAAGGGAAGCUGGAAUCAGUGUCAGAAGAUCUGGUGCAACAAACACAUACUCAGAGCAUGUCUUACAACCGGUUCUUGUGAAUACCAGUGCAAUUACUUUAGGAGCAGAAACAGUGAAGUCGAUUUUAAGGAUUGACGACAUUGCCAUCAGUCGUUAG